GAUAUACGGGGCUAUAAAUACAUGUUCUCUCCUUGAUCACAGCCACCCUAAACCCUAAGUUCGCAGGCGGCAGUCAACCAUCAUGGUGCACGUCUCCUUCUAUCGUAACUACGGGAAAACUUUUAAGAAACCUAGGCGUCCCUAUGAGAAGGAACGUUUGGAUGCUGAGCUGAAACUCGUAGGAGAGUAUGGGCUCCGUGCCAAGAGGGAACUCUGGAGGGUCCAGUAUGCAUUGAGCCGCAUUCGUAAUGCUGCCAGAAUGCUUCUAACCCUUGAUGAGAAGAACUCACGCCGUAUCUUUGAGGGUGAGGCGCUUUUGAGGAGGAUGAAUAGGUAUGGGCUUUUGGAGGAGAGCCAGAACAAGCUGGAUUACGUGUUGGCUCUUACGGUGGAAAACUUUCUUGAGCGCCGCCUCCAGACACUUGUUUUCAAGGCUGGUAUGGCUAAGUCGAUCCACCAUGCCCGAGUUCUCAUUAAACAGAGGCACAUUAGGGUUGGGAGGCAGGUGGUCAAUAUUCCAUCUUUCAUGGUGAGGGUGGACUCGCAGAAGCACAUUGAUUUCUCUCUCACAAGUCCCUUCGGUGGUGGACGCCCUGGUAGAGUGAAGCGAAAGAACCAGAAGUCUGCAGCCAAGAAAGCAUCUGGUGGAGAUGGAGAUGAAGAAGAUGAAGAAUGAGCUGUAUGAGCUGUCAUGUUCUUUGACAGUGAAUUUCUGGUUUAUCUUACAAAGUUUGUUUAAGACUUUCAAUCUCUUUGGUAUCCUAAGAUAAAAGAGGUUUAUGCGCGGAUCUUUGAGUUAUUAGGGUUUUACCAUUUUGAGAUUAUCUGUCAUUGUCUUUGUCUUUGGAAUUUAUUGUUUUCUUGAUAAUCUAGCUAGCCCUUGUUAUACGCUUGGACUAAGUUUGUAGUAUUUUAUCUUCCCUUGUGUUUG
Populus euphratica (Euphrates poplar) is the source of this 931-nucleotide messenger RNA. RefSeq names its product 40S ribosomal protein S9-2-like. Gene Ontology annotation, cellular component: cytosolic small ribosomal subunit. Bases 83 to 676 code for a protein of 197 amino acids. Gene Ontology annotation, molecular function: rRNA binding; structural constituent of ribosome. Gene Ontology annotation, biological process: ribosomal small subunit biogenesis; translation. The record is from RefSeq and is a predicted model, not a curated record. The transcript is spliced from 3 exons. Lineage: Eukaryota; Viridiplantae; Streptophyta; Magnoliopsida; Malpighiales; Salicaceae.